ACUACCGUGUAACACUUCAAAAAAACUCAGACGAUGUAUCUAAAUAUCUUAAUGUUGAACAAGCCCCCGAAGUAAUUAUCUACUAAAGUAAAUAGCACCGAGUCGCAUGAAAAUACAAAUGGAAGCAACUGGCAGUAAACCCAUGACCAAGAUCCACAAGUCAGGAUUCACCAGGAAUUCGAUAUCUACCCACAACCUUCUGGAAGGUUCGAAGUAUUAUGUACUUGGUAAGAGAGAAUCCACGCCCGAAAUUGAUCUCGACACGUCGGUUCCCUUUCGUCGUGAGAGUAUCACAUUGAGGACUAAAUCAACAGACACUAUGUCGUACAACCUAUGGAAAUCUCGCCGGAGUUCUUUACCUAAUUACUUGCCCACUGGGCAAAAGAAAAUUCCAAGUUGCUCGGGGUUUUCUGUACCUUUUGUUUUAACAAAGGAACCGAAAGUGCUACGCAAGUAUUCUACUUCUCUUGGGAGCACUGAAAACCCGGAGAGCAAAGAGCAAAUGAAUGAGGUAAACCCUGGCAAAGACGCUGCGAAAAAUGAUGCAGUAUCAACAAAGAUUCGCGUAUUGCCAAAAGAAGAAACAUGGGAACAGAUAUUUCGACGAGAAAGCUCGGCGAUAACGCAGGGAUCAAGAUCAUAUUGUGAUUCCGUUUCAACGCUAAGAGGUUCGAGUAUUUCUUUACGAAAAAGUGGAGGAGAACAUAUGGCAUAUUACGCAAAAAGUGACAGCAUAAAGCGCUGGCUCAGCGAAGUAGAAUAAAAGAAUCAAGAGAUUAUUCUUAAACCCGAGCUUACCCAACCUUGCUUCAUUUUACUAAGUAAUAAAACGUAAUUUUAAGAAAAUGAGUUGAAAGAGAAAACUUCGGCAGAAAAUUAUAAAUCUUGGAAUAGCUACAUAUUUCGCCACGUGAUUUCUGGAACCGUUUUAUUUUAAUGUCAUUGGCGUUGCGCCUUCACGAUAUUGAUCAAUCGAUACUGCCACAAUUCAUGAUUUGCUCAAACGUUUUGUCCCGUUCGGGGACUGAAAAUUUGUAGUAAAAGAAAGAUUUCGCCCGCUUCCGUUUGAUUUACUCUGAUUCUUUUUAACUUAAACUCAACGAAUUCGCCUUGUAGGAGCAAAGGGAAAUUUUUACUCAUGGAAAACCCAGCUAGUUGGUUACACUAAGUCAAGAUGUUGAGGGGCAGAAGUGAGGUUUGGAGAAAAAGCGGAACUUCAUAUCAUUUACCACUUAGGCCUUUUGCAUGCUGGAUUUUGAGCGAGGAUGUCACUAUCCAAUGACUAGGCGUCCUUAGGAACCGUCAAUAAGAUGGAGCACCAGCUGCUACCGCAGAGUACAUCUAAACAAUGAUUUAACCAUAACAUAAACUGACACCCUAAAGCGCCAUAUUUUUCGCUCCUUCCAUUUUAUGGAACUCAAUUGACCAUGUUACGACGACUGGAAUUAUUGACAAACCUCUUCGUUUGUCUGUUUAUUGAAAGGUAGAAUAGUACGAUUUGUG
Molecule: messenger RNA, 1503 nt
Organism: Pocillopora meandrina
Lineage: Eukaryota; Metazoa; Cnidaria; Anthozoa; Scleractinia; Pocilloporidae
Source: the annotation of a GenBank genome assembly